AUGGCCGACCGCGCUUCCUCCGUUUCCACCGCGACCAGCCCCACGCUGCGCUGGUCCAAGCUCCCCUUCUUCGAGGAGCGGCCGCUCGGCUCGCCGUCGCUCCUGCGUGCCGGCCUCGUCGCGGUGUGCGCCACGCCCGACGGCGGCGUCGCGCUCGCCGACGACUCUGGCGUCGUCCACCUGCUCGACCGGGCGCUCUCCGAGUGGUGCUCCUUUGGUGCGCACACCCGCGGCGUGAGCCACCUGCUUGCGCCGGCAGAGGACGUGCCGCCUCCGCCGCCUCCGCCCUCGGUCGCCGCUAACGCCGCGGCGGACGCGCCGCCACCGGACGUGCUCCUUCUAACCUUUGGGCGGGAGUCGGACAGCAGCGGCAGCUCCUCGGGCGCGUGGGCGUACAUGCGCGUCUGGGCGCCGCAGGCCGGCACCAGCACCGCCGAGUGCCUCGGUCACACGCGCAUCUUCGGCGGCAGCGGCGCUGAGCCGGCGGUCACGGCAGUCGCCGCCGCAGAGGGCGGCCGGCUGGUGGCGGUCGGCGCGUCCGACGGCAGCGUCUCCUUGCUUCGGUGCGCCGACCCGCGGACAGAGCGCGGGCUCCGGUUCCGGGCGCUGCAGUGCAUGCCCCCGCCGCAGCUCGCCGGCGCGCGCGAUCUGCUGCCCGAGCUGCUGCCCGGCACCAUCGCCGAGCCGCUGCGGCCGGCGGCGCAGAGCGCAGUCAGUCUGACCGGACUCCACUUUGGGUCUCCUCCGGCCGACUCGGACGACUUCUUCGCGCGGCAGCUCUUCGCCGUCACGCCACUCGCCGUGGUGGGCAUCCGGCUCGGCGGCGGCGGCGGCGAGUCGCGUCGGGCCGAGCUCGCCGUCGGCAGGCCGGAGGCGGUCUUCUUCUACUCAGCCGAAGACGCCUCCCGCGCAUUUGCCUUUGAAGGCACCCCGCUCCCCUCCAGCCGCCGCGGCCCUAGCCGGCAGCCCUGGCUCCCGCGCGCGCGCGCCGCCGCCGCCGCAUUCCCCCGCAGCUGCCCGAAGAUCGCCCUCGGCUGGCAGCAAACCUCCCUCGUCGUGUGCACGCGCGCGGCGGUGGCGGUGGCCGGCCGCGGCGGCGGCGCGGCCGACGGCUCGGCGGUGCACGUCUACGACUUGCGCCACCGAUGCAUCGCGCACACCGCCUCGCUGCCGUGCGACGAGCGGCCUCUCGCCGCGAAGCUCGACGCGCUCUUCCGCUCCAACCUCUACGGCGUCGCCCUCUCCCUCGCGGAGGCACAGGCGCUGCAGCCGUCCGCACUCGGCGAGGUCCGGCUGCGAUACGCGCAGCACCUCCACUCCCGGGGCGAGCUCCCCGCCGCAGCAGAGCAGUACGCCGCCACUGUCGGAGUCGUCGAGCCCUCGCGCGUCGUCCGGCUCCUCCUCGCGCCGCAAGACGCGCCGCUCCUCCUCUCGCACCUGCAGGCGCUGCUGGCGCACACUUGCUCCAGGCGCACCCUGCAGCCGCACGCCGGUGGCGCCGCCGCCGCCGAUGGCGCCAAGGAGCACGCGGCGCUGCUGCUGGCGACGGCGCUCCAGCUGCGCGACGCGGCGGCGGUCGACGCGUUCGUGGACGCGGCGUGCGGCCAAGGGGUGCGCGUCGCCCCAGACGUGAACGUGGACGCCGCCAUCGACGCUUGCCGCUGCGCGGGCUUCCCGCGCGCCGCGCUGCGGCUCGCACGCCACUUUGGCCCCGUCGAGGAGGCGAUCUCCGUCUUGCUGGACGACCUCGCGGACGCGCCCGCCGCCCUCUCCCUCCUCGCCGAGCUGCCGCCGCCGCGCGCCGGGCGAGCGCUGGCGGUGCACGGCCGCUCACUGCUGCGCGAGUGGCCGCGCCCCACUCUCGAUUUGUUGCUCACCCGCCUCGUCGCGCCCUCGGCGCGCAACAAGCUUCCGCCCCCCCUAGCCGAGCCCGGGGGCGGCUUCCCGGUCCUCGGCUUCAUGGGGGGCGACGAGGGGCAGCUCGGCCUCGAGGAGGUGGUCGGGCUCUUUGACACGCGCCCCGGCUGGCUCACUCUCCUCCUCGAGCGCAUCCACGCCGCCGAGACGCCGCAGGACGCGCGCACCCCCGGCCGCGGCUGGGAGACGCUGCUGCGCCUCUACCUCGAGCCAGACGACGCAGCCUCGCCCCACGGAGGGUCCAGCUCGGAGCCGCCGUCGCCGAGGACGCCUCCCGCGCGGACGCCGCCCUCGAGCCCGGCGCGAGGCGGCGACGCGCCGCCCCUCGCUCGGGCGGAGCGCCACGCGCGCGCCAUCGCGCUGCUGCAGCGCGCGCCGCUCGGCAGCGAGGAGCUGCGCCGCGCGCGCCUCGCGCACGGCUUCGACGCGGGGCUCGGGCUGCUCUACGCUGCGCAGGAGCAGCCGUCUGCCCUCCUCCGCCACCAGGCCGAGACGCGGCAGUACGACGCGCUCAUCGCAACUUGCACCGCGCGCGGGGCAACGCAGCCACACCUGUGGUUGGAUGCGCUGCGCCACGUGGCUUCGCUCGACGACGGCGAGGGCGGAGUCCCUCCUGCAGCGAGGCAGCGCAUCAUCGCCGAGGUGGUGGCUGCCGCAGAGCGCGAAGGGCUGCUGCCGCCUCUCGCACUGGUGGAGGCGCUCUCUGCGCACGAAGGCACGCCGCUCUCGCUGGUCGUGCCGCUCCUCCGCGCCAGCCUCGCCCGCGACGAGGCGCUCGUCUCCGAGGCGCACGCGGAGGCGGCCCGCUUCGCGACGGACGCGGCCAGAUUCGAGGCGGAGGCGACGGCGCUGGCGAACACGCCGCGCGUCUUCCAGCGCUCGAUCUGCUCAAAGUGCUCGGCACCGGUCGAGCCGCCGUCGGUGCACUUCCUCUGUGGCCACUCCUUCCAUGCGAACUGCCUCGCAGACGGCACGGCUGCCCAGGACGCGGAGCCAGAGUGCCCAACUUGCGCGCCGCAGCGACGGCGAGUGCGCGAGCACGCCGCGAUGGUGGCCUCGCGUGCCGUCGCGCACGACGACUUUUACCGGCAGCUCGAUGAGGCGGCCGACGGCUUUGGCGUCGUGGCCGAUUUUUUUUCAAAGGGCGUGCUUUCGCCUCUAGGGCGGUGA
Emiliania huxleyi CCMP1516 is the source of this 3087-nucleotide messenger RNA. RefSeq names its product vacuolar protein sorting 11 (gene VPS11). Gene Ontology annotation, cellular component: HOPS complex; endosome. The coding region runs from base 1 to 3087 and encodes 1028 amino acids. Gene Ontology annotation, biological process: vacuole organization; endosome organization; organelle fusion. The transcript is spliced from 6 exons. Gene Ontology annotation, molecular function: protein-macromolecule adaptor activity. Lineage: Eukaryota; Haptophyta; Isochrysidales; Noelaerhabdaceae. The record is from RefSeq and is a predicted model, not a curated record.